Phlebotomus argentipes is the source of this 1380-nucleotide messenger RNA. RefSeq names its product dehydrodolichyl diphosphate synthase complex subunit Dhdds-like. Bases 192 to 1151 code for a protein of 319 amino acids. The transcript is spliced from 2 exons. Gene Ontology annotation, cellular component: endoplasmic reticulum. The record is from RefSeq and is a predicted model, not a curated record. Gene Ontology annotation, biological process: polyprenol biosynthetic process. NCBI's taxonomy places the organism in Eukaryota, Metazoa, Arthropoda, Insecta, Diptera, Psychodidae.
AAUUUAUUAUUCAUGCUUCUUAUUUGAGGAAUCUGUGUGAUAUCUUUUCAUGUCGUGUCUCGUAAUUUUUCCUGGGUGUACAUUUUUAUUUGUCUGGCAAGUAAACUCAGGGAAUUCAUGGCAUUAUAAGUACGUGGAAACAAGUGACAAAUUUCAGUAUUAAUCGUCACGCGUUGCUUCAGGUUGGAGCAAUGAAAGUAAUCCUCAGUGAUGUGCUUAGUAGAAUCGAGAAGUGGCUGAAUUUGCUUCACUAUCACUUUGAAAUUUUCCUCUUACACCUGAUGGUUGUGCGGAAAAUCCCUCGGCAUGUGGCAUUCAUCAUGGAUGGAAAUCGUAGAUUCGCUCGCGAGAUGAAUCUGCCUCUGCCGAUGGGACACGUGGAGGGAUUCCAGAUGCUUCAGCGCAUGAUUCGAUGGCUCUUCCUGCUUCGCGUGCCCGAAGUCACGGUGUACGCGUUCAGCAUUGAGAAUUUCAAGAGGACACGAUCUGAAGUGUCCAUCCUCUUCUCCCUGGUUCGCUGUGCCAUUUCGCAUGCGAGGCGUCAUGAACUGGAGUAUAUCAAGCACAAUGUGCGUGUCCGCGUGAUUGGUCGGGUGAAUUUGCUGCCAAAGGACAUUCGGGAUGCGAUUGACGAGGUGGAGAUCAAGACGAGACACAACGAUGGCUUCAGGAUAAACAUUGCCGUGGCCUACACAAGUCGAGACGAUAUUGUGGGCGGAAUCAGGGGUGUUUGCGAGGAGGUGCAGAGCAAUUUGCUGUCGCCGGAGAGCAUCGAUGAGGAGGAUGUGGAAAGGAGUCUCCUGACAAAUCACUGCAAUCCAGUGGAUCUCCUUAUUCGAACAUCUGGCGAGACGAGGCUCAGCGAUUUUCUCCUCUGGGAGUCGUCUGAUGCGAUGCUGUCCUUCCUGCCUAAGCACUGGCCAACCGUCACGCUGUGGGACAUGAUGAAAAUAUUCCUACACUUUCAGCGACAUUGCGGUCGCUUGCCCAGGAGCGACGGUGUCAAAGUGAACAGUGUGAUCGAUGAGAGUCAAUAUAUUAAAAGAGCCACCGACUAUUUGGACAAACACGAGGGGAUAAAGAGGGAAGUGUACCUACUGGACAAUUACCAGCGCUACGUGAAGGUGCGGGAAGCCGGAGGAGGAGUUUAAACGUGUCCUUUUACAGCGACCGUGCAGACCAAAUGAGAGCACAGAGUGCACUUGAGUGGCCUGAGGCUCUUCAAACAAGAGUUGCAGCUCAUGACUGGGAACAAGGCAUAAAAAUAGAAUAAUGGAAAUGCAAUAUUUGGUUUCACAACACAAUGAGGAAGAGCUUUCCCGCUUUUCACUCACACAGCAAAUAUUUUAUGUGCCAAACAAAUAUGGGUUUAGUAAUUAG